AUGGGAACAAGUAGGUCCAACAGGUACAGCAUUGUGUCAGACAUUUUACCAGAGGAGGAACGCCAGAAGAUCUCUAGCUUAAGACUCCAUAACGGCCACAGCUCCCCCAACUUCCAACUACACUCGGACGCAGAGACAGAAGACAGGAGGAGGUCGGGAGCUUCUCCUGCUGUGCCCAGCACAGGGGAACAAGGAGGGAUGAGCAACUACAACGGGAAGAUUCUGACAAGGGGCUCCAGCCAAGUAAGGAGCCGGUUUGUAAAGAAAAAUGGACAAUGUAAUGUAUUAUUCACCAACAUGGAGGAGAAGCAUCAGCGCUACCUAGCUGACAUCUUCACCACCUGCGUGGACAUCCGCUGGAGAUACCUGCUGCUCAUAUUCUGCACCAGCUUCAUGGUCUCGUGGCUUUUCUUUGGCAUUAUCUUUUACACCGUCUCCCUGGCACAUGGGGACUUUGCGGAGCACCCUACAACACAAAAGAUGCCAUGCAUACUUCAUGUCCAGGGCUUUGUUGGGGCGCUUCUGUUCUCCAUGGAGACCCAGACCACUAUUGGUUACGGCUGGCGUUGCGUUACCGAGGAGUGCCCUGUUGCUGUGUUAACAGUGGUCGUCCAGUCCAUUGUGGGCUGCAUCAUUGACUCCUUUAUGAUUGGCACCAUCAUGGCCAAGAUGGCGCGGCCAAAGAAGAGGAACCAGACCCUUGUUUUCUCCAAAAAUGCUGUCAUCUCCCUGCGCGAUGGCAAGCUGUGCCUCAUGUGGAGGGUGGGCAACCUGCGGAAGAGCCACAUUGUGGAGGCUCACGUCCGUGCCCAGCUCAUACGUUCAUAUGUCACAGCUGAGGGCGAGUUUAUCCCCUUGGAGCAGAUGGACCUCAAUGUGGGCUAUGAUGAGGGCACAGACAGGCUGUUUCUAGUAUCCCCACUGGUCAUAGUUCAUGAGAUAGAUAAAGAUAGCCCUUUGUAUACUUUAAACAGAGCUGAUUUGGAGAAGGAUGACUUUGAGAUUGUUGUGAUCUUGGAGGGGAUGGUGGAGGCCACGGCCAUGACCACGCAGUUCCGUAGCUCCUACCUUGCCAGAGAGGUCCUUUGGGGUCACAGGUUUGAGCCUGUAAUCUAUGAGGACCAGGACCGCUACAAGGUAGACUACGCUCGUUUCCACAAGACCUACGAGGUGCCGUCAACGCCCCACCUCAGCGCCAAAGAGCUUGAUGAGGCCGCAAGUCGGGCCUCUUCCACCGCUUCUCCCAUCUCUGCAUGUAGAACCACACAAGACUUGAUUCCCAGGUCGCUGAGUGCAUUUUGUUAUGAGAACGAGGUAGCGUUGAGCGGUGGGGAGGAGGAGGACGACAUCUUCGACUCCGCUCAGAUCGCAGGGAAGGAGAGGGCAGAGGACAGGAGGACUUCAGUUUCUGUAGAAUUUCCAAAUAUGUUCCAGGACACUGCGACCAUGACAUCAGGCAGUCACAAUGUCAUGUGUGUUCUGGACAUGGACAAUAACCAGAUGGAGUUUGACAUCCUACAGACUGCCAUCCCUCUUGAUCCAGUGACCUAUAAGAGUGAGCAAGAGAUCUGA
Molecule: messenger RNA, 1572 nt
Organism: Morone saxatilis (striped sea-bass)
Lineage: Eukaryota; Metazoa; Chordata; Actinopteri; Moronidae
Product: ATP-sensitive inward rectifier potassium channel 12-like
Exons: 3
Coding region: 1-1572 (523 amino acids)
Biological process (GO): regulation of monoatomic ion transmembrane transport; potassium ion import across plasma membrane
Cellular component (GO): plasma membrane
Molecular function (GO): inward rectifier potassium channel activity
Source: RefSeq, a predicted model, not a curated record